AUGUCACGCCAUGGACCGCCAAUCUCGACUCAAAAUGCUCAGAACAAUGUGGAAACAAAACUAUAUGAUUUUCAUGCGUUUACAAAACUAUCUAGCUGCCACGAGGAUCGACAGCCUUCUCCUGCAUCGCUGUCGCUGAGUAUGAAAUUACCGUCCCGACAGGAAUUAGUUUCGAAGCGACCAUCGUCCGCACAGGAAUUUCGGCAAAAUGACCGAAUUCAGCGAGAGGACCAUCGAGGAAUUUUGAAAGAAACAGCAACUCACUCCUUGCUCGGUCGCGAGCGUCAAAGCGAAUCACCAAACCAGUGGUUUCAGCGCAUUAUGCGCGAAAGAAAUUUGUCACCGCUGGAUUUGUGCGAAAAGUUUUCGACUGGAGACGUUGGUAGAAAACCGUUGGUGUCUUUCGAAAAUGUUUGCGAAGUUCUUUACAAUCUCGAUCCAGAGCCAGCAAACGGUCUAGAUCCUGUUACUGAAGAGAUGGAGGAUUUUUUGUAUCAAUUUACAACUGAGCAAGGUGGAGAGAUUAUGGUGAAUAUUCGUGAUGCUCUUAGAUCUCUUGAUAUCUGGAGAACUCGACCUUCUGUCAUUUCAAAAGUGAGUCUUGAACCACACUUUAAAUUCGACAAAAGAAAACUUCAGAAUACAAACCUACGUUCUAGCAGCCAAUCGAAUUAUGUACAUCAUGUCACCAGCCCUAAAUCGGUCGAUCGUUUGACUAAGACUUCACGGCGUCAAGCAGAUAUAAAGUCAACUAAAGAUCAGAUCUUGCCGGCUACCGAUAAUCCGAACGUCGCAACGACUACCGUUAUUAAAAAUGAUACGGUUUCCAGCUCAAUUUCACAAUUUGUCAAUGACCAUGAACAAGGGCUAGUCGAGAUAGCAAGCAGACUCCAAUUCGCCGGUGUGAAGCAACUAGAAAAUUUGCUGAUCGAAAAUGAUGCUGAGAUGACUGGAUUUAUAAAUGAGCGGCGGCUUAGCGAGAUAUGCAUGGGAUUAAAUUUUGACACAAAAGCUCAGCUUGACUACAAAGAUUUUAUCAAUGUGUUGAUGGAUAUUCUCAUUUAUGCACAACCCGACAUUCGCGAGUCUGUCAAGAAAAAGUCAUUGACUUGUCUUGAUGAGUACUUGAAGAACGGAUUUCCACCGACAAGUGAGAAGGCUCACCUAUUGAUUGAUAAUCUUUGCUCCAAAUAUGACUUCCGAGGUGACCAGUGCAUUCUACUUUUAGAUUUAAUCCGAGUGUUCCAAAAAAAGCUGGUCAAGUAUCACGCUUUGAAGUUACCAUUUCCGCUUGAAAAGCACGAGAUUAUUCAGCUUUCUCAGCCUUUCAUACAUCGUCAUGUAGAUGACACAUUUUUGGGUGAUUGUGUCGCAUAUCAUCAGCUGCUAGAUGCAAUUUUUGGGGGCUCUCUGCUUGCUUCGCAAUUAAUUGAAACAGAACAUACAAAUCGAGCUUUGAAUUGGGAUUUUUGGCGCAACCUUCAUAUGACUUUAUGUGGCUGGGACAUCCGUUUAGAAAAGAAGGUGCGAGCUCAACUUGAAAGAAUCAUGGCGAGACUAGACCCUGGCAAGUCAUAUGCUAUUUCAUAUAAAAACUUCGAGAGAAUAUUUAGUCGACAUUUGACCGCCGAUGAUAUGAAAGUUUUACAAGCAGCUUUGGCUGUACCAAAUGAUGGUAAGGCUGGUUCAAGUUUACGAUAUGAUAUGCUGUUAAGUAUGGUUUUUGGAUCUUUUGAGCUUAAUGACAAUAAAUUUCUCAAACACAUUCGCGUAAAACUUCUGCCUGAACGAGAAAAGAUUGAGUCUUUUAUCAAUGCGAUAGAAAAAAAAUCAGACAAGCUUUCACUUCAGGACUUUCAUGACGCGUUUAUGGUCCAGAAUAACGCAAAUCGACUUACUCUAGCCGAGAUGCUGUUUUUGUUCGCAUCACUUGAGUCCAAAAAGAAUGGAAAAGUUCGUGUAGAAGCAUUGAUAACUUUUUUGGAACGAAAUUGCAGGUUCGAUAGAAAACGUUAUGAGAGGGACACAAACAUGACCGCUCGGCCUCCAAAUACACAUGACUUGAAGUAUUUGAGGAAGAUCAUUGCAGAGUGCUGUCAAAGAUACGAUUUGAGUCGAAAACUUGACAAAGUUAGCCGCAAAACGCAGGGGUGGAUCUCUCAUAAAGAUCUGGUAAAAGAGUUGAGCAAGAUGUUGCACGAAGCGGGUGCCGUCGAUGUCGAUCGGUUUGAUUUGCACGAUUUUGUAAAGAGCAUCGUGCACCGAUCGUCACACAUCAGUGGAAACGCACCAACCUUUUGUCUUCAGAAUGUUAUUAAUUGCGACGCUUUUUUUGAUGCGUUAUUCGAUUGGGAUGCAAUGGUUAGCAGUAUGAGACUUCCAUAUUCUAUAGUCGAAGCGAAUGAAGUUUUCAAGAAGUUCGACAAGUUGCACGAUGGUACAAUACGAAGUGAGGAUUGGAAUAAAGCUUACCAUCUUAUAUCUCGUCAUGAUCGGGAACUGCAAAAAUGGGAAUUAUGUGUACUGGAGCGAAUGUUUUCGAGGGAGCAAUACGAACACACGAUUGAUUAUGCUCGCUUUGUUGUUUAUCUUUUGGAUUAUCAGCAACGACAGGCACGAAAAGCACUGCAAAUUCGGGUUUUGAAACAUUUUCAACGAUUAUUUCGUCUUGAAAAGUCUAGAGCUGGCAUUGAAAAGCUAUUUCGCGAAAUUGAUGUGGACAAUAAAGGUUACUUUGAUACUGCAGAUUUAAAGACGUAUAUGAUGAAGAUAUUUGCUCGAAAAAGCAAGUUUGGGUUCCCAGAUGACGGCUGUAUUGCACUUUUGAGAAGUGUAGAUGCAGUAACUCCAGUGGUUACUUUUCUUGCUGAAACAAAGCUUGUGCACUUUCACGAUUGCUCCCCAACAAGCGAUAACUCACAAGUUGUUGUCACUUUUGAGAGAUUUUGGGAAAUUGCGCAUUUAAUACAUGCUGAUGAUUAG
Plasmopara halstedii is the source of this 2982-nucleotide messenger RNA. Its product is annotated as EF-hand domain pair. Lineage: Eukaryota; Oomycota; Peronosporomycetes; Peronosporales; Peronosporaceae. The transcript has 5 exons. The coding region runs from base 1 to 2982 and encodes 993 amino acids. The record is from RefSeq and is a predicted model, not a curated record. Gene Ontology annotation, molecular function: calcium ion binding.